Molecule: messenger RNA, 779 nt
Organism: Erigeron canadensis
Lineage: Eukaryota; Viridiplantae; Streptophyta; Magnoliopsida; Asterales; Asteraceae
Product: small ubiquitin-related modifier 1
Exons: 4
Coding region: 108-443 (111 amino acids)
Biological process (GO): protein sumoylation
Cellular component (GO): nucleus
Molecular function (GO): ubiquitin-like protein ligase binding; protein tag activity
Source: RefSeq, a predicted model, not a curated record
GCAAUUGUCUUGUCGAUCAAAUGUCAUGUCUAAAAAUAUAUAACCAUAUAUUUGGCAUUUGGCAAUAGCUAGCAGAUCGAACAGCCAAAGUAGUGAAACAUAUUGUGAUGGAUCCUAACAAAAAGAUGUCAAAGAUCAACGAAGAUAACAACAACCCAACUCAUGAAGAUCAAGCCUCGGCUAAAUAUAUCAAGUUGAAUAUUAAAAACCAGGAGGGAGAAGUAGUAUUUUUUAAGGUCGGGCGCCACACACGGUUCAGAAAGCUGAUAAACGCCUACUGUGACCGAGAAUCAGAAGGACUAGUCAUCUAUGCAUUCUUGUUUAAUGGACGCCGUAUUCGACCCGAGCAGACUCCAGAUGAGCUACAUAUGGAGGAUGGGGACGGGAUCGAUGCCAUGAAGCACCGUGUAGGAGGAGGAUGGGCAAAAGAUCGACACACAUGAAUUUUUCGAUCUGUACUUUCGUUGUUAACAUCUAACGGCAAUAUAUCUGAAAAGGCGAAGGAAGUGGCGGCGGCGCAUUAAAGAAAGAAAUAGUGGAGGAUGGUGGACGUACUGAAGAUGUGUAGAGAAGGUAGAGAAGAUGGCGACGUCUCAUUCCGGAAGACGGUUUGUUUUUCAGAUAAAAAUGGACCAAGAAAACCAAAUGUGUAACAUUUAUUUAUUUACUUAAUUACUAUUCUAUUUUUUUUUCAAAAGUUGCAUGAAAUGGAUAUAGUAGAGUGCCCCCGAUGGUUGACACCUAAUCUUAUUAUGAAUGAAUACAUUCACAUUUGGCAC